AUGCCGCCGCCGCGCGCGCGCGCCGCGCCGCCGCCGCCGAUCCUUGCGCGCCGCGCCGCGGACGUGCGCCCGGCCGGCCGCCCGCACACGCCGCCCGCCAGAGCUUGCGCGCACACGCCGCCCGCCAGACGCCGCCCGCGCGCCAGAAAGGAGAGAUGCGAGUUCAUCCACUCCAAGUUCAAGUCCAUGCACUCUCUCCUUUGGGCGAUAUGGGAGAGGGAGGACGGUGAUGCGGCAUCCAAGGAGUUGAGGAUGGAAGCCUGGGAUCUCGCCGACGACACGGACGACGCCGUCGACGACUUCGUCCUCACUCUACAGAAGCACAUCACCAAGGGUCGCAUCCAGCCCAAGACCAAGGAAAGGCCCUUCCUGGAUCUCAAGAAGAGAGCCGGUGAUGUGUGGAAGCGGUGCCGCCGCCAGUGGAAGAAGGAGACUACUCCGCAAAUCAUCCCCAGCUUAUUUUCAGCGAAGAAAGCCACCGCCUCCAAACCUCGAGCUCAUCCCUUUGUCCGCAAGGACGCGGCAGAGCUCGUGUGUAUGGAAGAACCGAGGGAUGAGCUCGUUCUACACCUGGUAGGAAAGGAGGAGAGCACACCAAUGGAGCUGCAGCUCAAAAUGGCAUCCAUUGUUGGAAUGGCUGGGAUGGGGAAAACUACUCUUGCACGCCUUGUGUAUGAGGCGAUUGGAAAUAAGUUCCAGGUCCGGGCUUUUGUGUCAGUCAAUCCUGGUGGUAACAUCAAGGAGGUUCUCGCAAGUAUUCUCGAACAAGUUGGAGCUGAUAGUACUGCACAAUUUGCUGGCACCCAAGCUGCUACCGAAGUAGAACAUCUCAUCCAUGCCAUAUCGAAUUGUCUCAAGGACCAAAGGUAA
This is a messenger RNA of Lolium rigidum, 870 nucleotides long. Its product is annotated as toMV resistant protein Tm-2 netted virescent-like. Gene Ontology annotation, molecular function: ADP binding. The record is from RefSeq and is a predicted model, not a curated record. Bases 1 to 870 code for a protein of 289 amino acids. NCBI's taxonomy places the organism in Eukaryota, Viridiplantae, Streptophyta, Magnoliopsida, Poales, Poaceae. The transcript is spliced from 2 exons.